AUGGCUCCUGAGCUGCCCCGCAUUUUCUUGCUUCCUACUCACUUACAAGAGGAUGAGCGGCUCAAGUUGGAGGCGAAGAUACCUACCCUGACUCACGACUCUCAGGAAGCUGCUGUUAUUUUGGGGAAGAUAUCCAGACCAGAGCGCGCUCUUUUUGAGCUGAGGCGACUUAGGCUUGCGACAGAGCCGGUGGCUUAUGAGGAGGCCGCGGCAGAGGCAGGGCAGAACAGCAACCGUGAACGAGAUGAUGAUACGCAAGAGCUGCCGUCGAAACGUCCGAGACUAUCUGGAUCAAAGGCUUUGGAACCGCGAAACGAGGCAAGUGGCGAUGUCACUUCUGAUGAUGUGCUGAGACAGCCAAGAGAUGUUGUAUUGGUGCUUAAGCUGGCAUGGCUGUUGGAUUCUCUCGAGCAAGAUGCUGCGCUACCCGUUGAUGAUUAUCUGCUGUACCGAGGCCGCAAAUUGCCAUCUCAGCCGAAAAAGGAUACAACUCCUAAAACCUCUCCGUCAAGACAGAGGAUGAAGGGGCAUUCUCAUGCAGCCAGCCGAGCCUCAUCGGUGCUUGCUCGUGCUGCUGAGGACCAACAGAGAAUCAGCACCAGCCCGCAUUCGCCGCGGACAGCAAGACGGCGGACAGACUCUCCAAGCACCCCAAGUGGAAGAAAACGAGCUGAGCCGCCGACAUUGUACCGUGAGACAACUUCAGAGCAUGAUGCCCCCCUGCCGCCAAUUCCUGAUUUCCUUCAUACUACAUACUCCUGCGAAAGACCCUCUCUUGUCAACCCACCAAAUGCUGCGUUCAUCAAGGAGUUGAAGGCAGUUCGUACGUUGCGGCUUCUACAGGGAGAUCAAGUUGGUGUUAGGGCCUACUCUACGUCGAUAGCUUCCUUGGCUGCGUAUCCAUUUCUAAUAAAGCGACCACAGGAGAUAGAAAGGUUGCCAGGAUGUGGUGCCAAGAUUGCAAAGCUGUAUCAACAGUGGACAACUGAUGGGUGUACUGAAGAGACCAAAGCAGCUGCAGUCGACACCGAAUUAACUGUGCUGAGGAAGUUUUACGAUAUAUGGGGAGUUGCGGAUGUGACUGCUCGCCAUUUCUUUAAGAAGGGGUGGCGAGAUCUCGACGAUAUCGUAGAGCAUGAAUGGAGCUCGUUGAGCAGAGCGCAGCAGAUUGGUGUCAAAUACUAUGACGAUUUUCAGCUCAAGAUCCCUCGAGCAGAGACAGAAGCCAUCGCCAACACCAUUCUCACUCACGUCCGGCGAAUCGAUCCGGGCUUCCAAAUGGUAAUUGUUGGCAGCUAUCGGCGAGGCAAGCCUGAGAGCGGGGACGUUGACGUGAUCCUAAGCCAUCCCGAUGAAGCUCAAACACUCGACGUUGUUGAAAAGUUGAUCUACAGCCUGGAAAAGAGCUCUUUUAUCAAGCACACUCUGAGUGUAUGGACGCGAAAUAGCGAGCGUGGCCAGGCUCCCCUGCCAUGGCGUGGCCAGAAUCGCUCUGCCGGAUCGGGGUUUGAUACGCUGGACAAGGCAAUGGUAGUUUGGCAAGAGCCGAGAGACGACAAAGAAGAAGAAACUGCGGCACCGGCGCCUCACCGGAGAGUGGACAUCAUCAUCAGCCCUUGGAAGACGGCCGGGUGUGCAAUUCUUGGAUGGAGUGGGGAGACAACAUUCCAGCGAGACCUUCGACGCUACUGCAAGGUGAAGAUGGGUUUGAAGUUUGACAGCAGCGGCAUCCGGAGACGUGCAGACGGCUCGUGGGUGGACCUGGAGAGCUCCGAGCAAGGACCGGCGCCUGAUAUGGAAACGGCCGAGAGGCGCGUGUUUGAAGGGCUGGGGCUGGAGUGGCGGCCGCCGGCUGAGAGGUGUACGGGAUAACGAGGGCUAUGAACGGUUGAAUGCAAUUUACGACACAGCCAAUGAUCUGAUGAUGUUCUGUUCUCCAUGUCUUUCUCCCUUUACGAUAGCCGGGUCCUUCUCAGAGCUCCUCCGACAUCCGAACUAUACAUGGACUGGGGAAAACACAGGCAUGCAUUUCUUGUGCGUCACAGCGUGACUGAGAAUGAUUCAUUUGAAGACAAUAUUAUUAAUGUGCUUGAUAAGCAUGACAAUCAUUUGCGUAGGAUUGAGCUGAGGGCGAUGAUUGCGAAGCCUGAUGGCUUGAAGCCCGAAUGCCUGUGCUCAAAGCUGAAGCGAGGCGGACUUUUGGCGUUGAGCGGCGGACUUUGAGCAUCCCUUUUUCCUCACGGAUGCAGCUAGGCGCAUGGGUUACGUCUUAGUACGAGACUCGCUAAAGGAGCGGGAAGAAUGAAGAGGAAAAGUGGCUUUCAUAAGAACCAAGAGGGGCCAUUUUGAUAUUGG
Trichoderma asperellum CBS 433.97 is the source of this 2355-nucleotide messenger RNA. RefSeq lists its product as uncharacterized. Gene Ontology annotation, biological process: double-strand break repair via nonhomologous end joining. The record is from RefSeq and is a predicted model, not a curated record. Gene Ontology annotation, cellular component: nucleus. Lineage: Eukaryota; Fungi; Ascomycota; Sordariomycetes; Hypocreales; Hypocreaceae. Gene Ontology annotation, molecular function: DNA binding; DNA-directed DNA polymerase activity.